Molecule: messenger RNA, 540 nt
Organism: Anopheles coustani
Lineage: Eukaryota; Metazoa; Arthropoda; Insecta; Diptera; Culicidae
Exons: 4
Coding region: 1-540 (179 amino acids)
Source: RefSeq, a predicted model, not a curated record
AUGGUUGCGGACGUGCCGUCGCCGUUGGGAAAGCUUGUUUUCGUGGCGUUCCUUCUGGCGGCGAGUGCCAUCAGUGCCGACGUUGAUCCCGCCCUAAAGCCGCUGGCACGCGCACCGCGAGGGCUCGGGUUCUUUCACAAGAUAACGCAUCUCGGGUCGCUGCUGUACCAGCAGUACAACGACACCACCUACACGCUCAAGAAUGUGUACGACCUGCUGAGCAACGAGUUCACCGACACCUUCACCACCACGACGCCCGAUCCACGUACCACGACCACCACACCCGAUCCGGCCACUAGCACCACGCCCAAGUAUCGGAUCUCGCGCGCCGAGCUCGGACGCAUCCUCAACCGGAACUACCGCGGUCUGCAGAAGCUGUUCCGUCUCGAGUGGAACGAAGCCUGGAAUCAAACGAAGUACAACAUUGAUGGGUACAAGCGGGAGCUGAAGAACUCCGCCUUUCCGCCACGCAACAGGACAGCCGGCGCGAGCGGAGCGAACCUCACGGUGCAGGUGGAUGCCAAGCUGAAGAGUCCCUGA